AUGCAGGUGCCACGUUUGACGCCCCAAGAGGUGGAGGCCCGACGACGGGCGUUCCCCGAUCUCUACAAGUUCCUGGACAAGUUCGAGGGCAUCAACCGCGGGCCGUCGGCCCACGACCAACCAGCGAUGCAGAUGCAGCGGGAGGAGAAGAAGAAGGUGCACAGCAAGCUGGCCCGAUUCGCCGACGAGGAGGAGACUGAAGAAGACGAAGAGAGGUGGGAUGAGUCGGUGCUGUUCGAUGCCCCGCUUGCCACGACGUCCCAGCAACUGAACAUGUCGGCCGAGGAGCACGAGACGCUGUUGGAGGUAAACGAAUUUGCUCGACGCCUCCAUCAGGAAGACGAUACCUACGAGGACGACACCAACGUGCUCCUCUUCCGAAAGCUGGACCAGGAAAAUGAGCUGCUGCGCAUUCAGCACGAACAUGUGCAGAACAUGCCCGAGUUUAUUGGCUUCAACGAAGAGUUCGAGGAAGAAGAGACGCGCAUUCGGCAAGAGUGGAUGGAUGACCCGCGCUCGGUGACGGCGGACCACGUCCAGGAGCUGUACAACAACCUCGAGCAGGCCAGGCAACGGCUCUGGGCUAAAUACACCAAACAAGCUGGCGAGCGAUUCCUGGCCGAGAACUUUGAUGAGCUUGUCAAAGAGAAGCUGAUGAAAAAGGAGGACGACGACCAGGAACUCGACGAGGAAGGGUUGAGGCAGAAGUUGCUGCGCUCGCCCUAUGCCCGCCUGCUGGAUCCCACAUUUCGCAAGUAG
Acanthamoeba castellanii str. Neff is the source of this 759-nucleotide messenger RNA. RefSeq lists its product as uncharacterized. The coding region runs from base 1 to 759 and encodes 252 amino acids. NCBI's taxonomy places the organism in Eukaryota, Discosea, Longamoebia, Acanthamoebidae. The record is from RefSeq and is a predicted model, not a curated record. The transcript has 5 exons.